AAAAAGAUAAACAGAGGAGAGACAGAGAGAGACUCUGACGUCACCCUGUCCUCGUGCCGCUGCCGGCUGUUGCCUCGCGCACACUCAUCCAUUAAUCCAUCGGUCAACACGUCGGUCAACUGGAGCGACGGCAACAGAGAAAGUUCAUGUUGUGACAUUUGACGCUUCGUCCUGAGCUGAGAGUCCAUCCAUCCAUCCAUCUGUCCAUCCGUCCAUCCAGCCGUCCAUCCGUCCCCAUGAGUAAUGAUAACCCUCCUCCGUACGUCCCUCCCGUCCCCGGUGGACCUUCAGCUCCCGGCUUCUCUUCAGCUUACAGCUCUCAGCCUGCGACCUUUCCUGGCUCACCGUACCAGACCUUCCCUCAGACCUACACAGGUGGAGGAGACCUCUCCUAUUACCAAGGACCGGCUGGACCCCAGGGGCCAUACCUGACUCAGCCUGGGUACCAGGGGUACCAGAGCGGCCCCUGGGAGGGCCCUAAAAUGUACGGAGAGCAGCCAAAACACACAGUGUUCGUGGUCGAUCAAAACUAUGACGACGGCGGCGCCGACGGAGCCGAAUCAUGUCUGGCAGGAUGUUCAGCUGCUCUGUGCUGCUGCUGCCUCUGGGACAUGUUGACCCAAAACUUCUGCUGACCUCUGACCUUCACCACCACUGAGCCUCUUCUUUCCCAUCAUGCACCAGGGCCACCAUGAUGACACCAACCUUUGACCUUUUGACCUUCAUUAUUUUAUCCUGUUAGACAUUUGUGUCAAGUUCGGUCAGAAUUAGUGAAUGAAUUCUUCAGUUAUGGACAAAAACACGUUUGUGAGGUCACAGUGACCUUGGCUUGUGUCCAAUCUGACGUUUGCGCCAAAUUGAAGAGAAAUCCCAUCAAAGCCGUCUUGAGUCACGGGAUUCAGAAGAAUGAGACAGACGUAAAGGCACAGUGACCUUUGACCUUCAAAUUCUAAUCAGCUCAUUGUUAAGUCCAAGUGGACAUUUGUGCCAAAUUUGAAGAAAUUCCCCUGAGGCAUUCUUCAGACAUCGUGUUGACAAGGAUGAGUCAGACGAGGUCACACUGACCUUUUUACCACUAAAGUCUAAUCAGUUCAUCGUUCAGUCCAAGUGGACGUUCAUGCCAAAUUUGAAAAAAAAAAACCCAAAAACCUUGAGGUGUUCUCGAGAGGUCAUGUUAGCGAGAAUGAAAUGGACGAGGUCACGGUGACCUUUAAAGAGAUAAUCACCAAAGUCUAAUCAGUUCAUCGUGGAGCCCCAGUGACAGUUUGUGCCAAAUUAAAAAAAAAUCCCUCGAGGUUUCUGAGAUGUCGUGUUCACAUGUUCUCAAGAAUGAGAUGGACAAAGUUACAGUGACCUUUGACCUUCAAAAUCUAAUCAGUUCAUCGUUGGCUCAAAGUGGACGUUUGUGCCAAAUUUGAAGAAUUUCUCCCGGGAUGUUGUUGACAUAUGAUGUUAAAGAGAACAGGACAGCGUUCUUACAUAGCGGCGGUGGCGGCUCAGAGUCUCACUGACAUUCAUGAUAAACGUUCCAGUGUUUGAGUCACAGACGCCGUCAGUUUCACUAAUGUGUUUCUCUGUUGUGUGUUUUUCCCCGACCUCCUGAUGAUGUCACACCCCUCUGCCAAUGAUGUGCCUGCACAUGGCGGGUCCUGAUCUCAGACCCUGAUGACAUCAUAAAACUAUUUUAAAUGAAUCAUUAAAUCUGUUUGAAUUUAGGCUAAAAACUUGUUUAUAAGUGUUUACA
Messenger RNA from Epinephelus fuscoguttatus (brown-marbled grouper), 1744 nucleotides. Its product is annotated as cysteine-rich and transmembrane domain-containing protein 1-like. The transcript is spliced from 5 exons. Lineage: Eukaryota; Metazoa; Chordata; Actinopteri; Perciformes; Serranidae. The record is from RefSeq and is a predicted model, not a curated record. Bases 237 to 635 code for a protein of 132 amino acids. Gene Ontology annotation, cellular component: extracellular exosome.